UCAUCUCAAAAGUAGUACCCAGGGCACCGAGCCGUUUGCUGCUGGCCGUGGUUCGCCGUCAUCUUCUGCCUCAACCUUUGACGACGUGGACAGUAUGUCCUCCUCGGUUGAGAGACCGAGGCUAAGACUGGGCUACAGAACGCUGUCGUCAUCCUCAAUGAAAGGGGCGUCUCCGAUAAAGGACGAAAACCGAGCCGAUCAUCCGAGCUCUCCCGAGCACCACACGAAGAUACCCACUCCGACGAAAACAACUCAAAGCCCUCGGGGCGGGCAGACGAGAAUCGGUUUUUCACCGCGGACAAACAACAGCUCUUUUCACAGAGACAGCAACACCGAGGUAGAGACUGUAAGCUCGAAUGAGUCUUUAGAUGGAAGGUACGCAUCUCCCCCACCCCCUCACGGUGGGGACGGUGCGCUUCGCCAACCGGAAGACGCCCCGAGUGUUUCAUCCGGGUACAACAGUGACGACAUCACAUCCGGCCAUGCGGAAAACAACCCUCAAGCUACUGCUGCGGCUGAACCUGCGGCUGAACCGCCAAGUACGGAAAGACCCGCGGGACAUAAGUAUGACCCGAGGCAGUAUCAAGAUCAACAAAAUGAUUUUCAUCCAGUGAGUAAACUUCCCAUGGUAAGAUAUUAGAUAAGAAAAUUGUAUUUCGCUUGCAUGUUCAGUUGAUGUUUUUUUUGGCACGACUGUGGUUCCUUUUGAACAGCAACCCGUCACCACACAUUGUAAUAAAUAUUUGUAAUCCAAAAGGAUCAGGUGCUGCGCGGCACAGUAAACAGUUCAAAAGUUGUAAAUAGUAAUACCUCGGUGCCAAAUUAAAAACGAUGUUUUUAGUAGACGUUUCGG
Molecule: messenger RNA, 853 nt
Organism: Orbicella faveolata
Lineage: Eukaryota; Metazoa; Cnidaria; Anthozoa; Scleractinia; Merulinidae
Product: CLIP-associating protein 1-A-like
Biological process (GO): establishment of mitotic spindle localization; mitotic spindle assembly
Cellular component (GO): mitotic spindle; basal cortex; cytoplasmic microtubule
Molecular function (GO): microtubule binding
Source: RefSeq, a predicted model, not a curated record